Messenger RNA from Capsicum annuum, 441 nucleotides. RefSeq names its product E3 ubiquitin-protein ligase ATL76-like. The coding region runs from base 1 to 441 and encodes 146 amino acids. Lineage: Eukaryota; Viridiplantae; Streptophyta; Magnoliopsida; Solanales; Solanaceae. The record is from RefSeq and is a predicted model, not a curated record. The transcript has a single exon.
AUGGAUUUUAAUUCUCAGCUCUUCAUCACCACCAUCGCAACCAUCACCACCGUCAUUUUCGUAAUUUGCGGUGUCAAAUUACGGUGGUUCCGCCCCGACAACCGCUUACCGCCGCCGUUCACCAUCGUCGACCACGACGGAGACAGUUGCUGCGCCGUUUGCCUGAACGACGUAGUCGGCGGCGAGGAUUGCCGGAAACUGCCGAAAUGCGGCCAUGUUUUUCACCUGGUGUGUGUUGACAAGUGGCUAGAGUGCAAUUGGACGUGCCCAAUUUGUAGAAGGCAAGUUACUGAUGACCUUCCUAAACGGGAAGGUGAAAAUACGAUUUUGUCUUCUCUAAUAUCUAAAGGUGAAGAUUUUAUGGUUAAGAUUUUUAGUCCUUUUACGGAAGAACUCAUGAUGGUCUUGAUCGAGAGCGUAGUUUUGCCGCGUGUGCAAUAG